This is a messenger RNA of Trichosurus vulpecula (common brushtail), 2840 nucleotides long. Its product is annotated as cytochrome P450 2C18-like. The coding region runs from base 247 to 1734 and encodes 495 amino acids. The record is from RefSeq and is a predicted model, not a curated record. The transcript has 10 exons. Gene Ontology annotation, molecular function: iron ion binding; heme binding; oxidoreductase activity, acting on paired donors, with incorporation or reduction of molecular oxygen, reduced flavin or flavoprotein as one donor, and incorporation of one atom of oxygen. Lineage: Eukaryota; Metazoa; Chordata; Mammalia; Diprotodontia; Phalangeridae. Gene Ontology annotation, cellular component: intracellular membrane-bounded organelle; cytoplasm. Gene Ontology annotation, biological process: xenobiotic metabolic process.
GGUCCAAAUUCCAGCUCGGAGAAGAUAGCCCAGGAAUCCAGAAACUUCAAAAGGGAGACAUUUGUGAAGCCGGGCUGCUGUAGCUGAGAAGCCUUGGCAGAACGAGGAGAACUGGACAGCGGCCAAGAGGGACCCGGGAGCCAGUGCGUCCCACCCUGCAUCAGUCGGGAAGGACGUGGGGAACCACAGUUUCACAGGUUUUGGAUUUUCAGUCCUCCAUCUAAUUGGGAUUAAGGAAGAACUCUCAUGGAACCAUCUGUGAUCACUGCUCUUGCCCUGGUGCUCUGUAUUUCCUGUCUGCUUCUCAUUUCAGCACGGACAAAGAGUCAUGGAAAAGGACAGCUUCCUCCUGGCCCUGUGCCCCUUCCAAUUGUUGGAAAUAUGCUGCAGUUAGACUCUAAGGAUAUCAGCAAAUCCUUUGGCUCACUGGCAAAAAAAUUUGGUCCAGUGUUUACUGUGUACAUUGGUUCUGAGCCUGCCGUUGUGUUAUAUGGGUAUGAGGCAGUGAAAGAAGCUUUGAUUGAUCAUGGAGAAGAGUUUGCUGCCAGAGGAAGUCUCCCAAUUAUUGAUGCUGUUAGCAAAGGACUGGGAAUAAUUUUCAGCAAUGGAGAGAUGUGGAGGCAAAUGAGACGCUUCUCCCUUGUGACUCUGAGGAAUUUGGGGAUGGGGAAGAGGAGAAUGGAAGAGCGAGUCCAAGAAGAGGCAAAGUUCCUGGUAGAAGAAUUUAAAAAAUCAAAUGAACAGCCCUAUGAUCCCAAGUUCAUCCUGGAGUGUGCUCCCUGCAAUGUCAUCUGCUCUGUCAUUUUCCAGAAACGUUUUGAAUAUGAUGAUAAGAAUUUUCUAUAUUUAAUGGAACUUUUAGAAGAAAACAACAAAAUCUUGACCUCCCCAUGGAUACAGGUCUACAAUUUUAUCCCAUCUCUAGUACAUUAUCUCCCAGGAUCUCAUAGGAAAUUCCUUAAUAACUGUCAAAAGCUGCAGAAUUUUAUCUGGGAGAGAGUGAAGGAACACCAAGAAACCCUGGACCCUGACAAUCCUCGGGACUUUAUUGACUACUUCCUGAUGAAAAUGGAUCAGGAAAAGCAAAGCCAACCAUCUGCAUUUACUAUGGAAAACUUGGCCCAAACAGUCUCCGAACUGUUUAUUGCGGGAUCAGAGACAACCAGCAUAACUCUGAGAUAUGGACUUCUGCUUCUGCUGAAAUAUCCUGAAAUAGCAGAUAAAAUUCAUGAAGAAAUUGUCCAUGUGAUUGGCCGAAACCGAAGUCCUUGCAUGAAGGACAGAAACAGUAUGCCUUACACCGAUGCAGUGAUACAUGAGAUACAGAGACACAUUGAUUUAAACCCCUCCAACGUGCCCCAUGCAGCAAAACAAGACACUCAGUUCAGACAAUAUGUCAUCCCCAAGGGCACUACCAUAUUAACAUCACUGACCUCUGUUCUGUAUGAUGAGAAAGUGUUCCCCAAUGCACACAAGUUUGAUCCAGGUCACUUCCUGGAUGAAAGUGGCAACUUUAAGAAGAGCGACUACUUCAUGCCUUUUUCAAUAGGAAAACGGGUAUGCAUUGGUGAGGGCCUAGCUCGGAUGGAGUUAUUUCUGGUUCUUACCACCAUCUUACAGAAUUUUACCUUAAAGCCUCUCAUUGACCCAAAAGAUAUUGAUACCACCCCAAUUUCCACUGGAUUUGGCUAUGUACCUCCUCCUUACAAACUCUGUUUUCUACCUUCUCUGUGAAGUAGGUGAAGGACCACAUUGGGCUUCAGCUACUCUAGUCUUGUUUGACUGUCCUGUAAACAAUGGUAAUUUUCUCUUGCCUGGCAUUCAAAGUCCUCCAUGUUUUCAUCUUAUGCUCUUAAUCUUCUUCCAGCCUAGACUAUUCCUUUUGCCUUUGGCGUACUGGGUUACUUGCUGUGAGUAUUUCAUGGGAGGGACAUCUAAAGGGAAAAAGCAUCUGUGAAUACAACCUCAUCACUCUUAUUAUAGUGGUGGUUGUUCAGUCUCCAUGGGGCCCCUAAUCUGGAGGUGUAUGCCAUCAUUUUCACUUCUUAUUUGAUCUGCUUCUGGCAAAUGGAAUAAUCUGUAGUCCAAUGAAAUGGGUGAACUCCUUCCCUUUUUUUAAUUUGGCAGCCAGGUGUACUCAUAAAUUCCUAUAUUGUUCUGGAACAUAAUGAGAGGAGAUGUAUACACAUAUAUCAUAUGUAUAAUAUAUGUUAUGUACAUAUUAUCAGGGGAUUUAUGAUUCUCAUAUUAAUUGAUAUAUUUGUAAUAACCAUACUACCUAGAUUUGUUGGAACUCCCUUAUUUCCCAGGAGAUUCUGGCUUUGGAGCCAGAGCUACAGUUGACCCCCUGCAGUAGAAACUUGUUGUUGUUUCUCCAUUCUCAAAGUGGACCCCAAUGGCAUCAGGAAGAUGAUGGCUCCCACAGCAGAAAGAAUCUCGUGACAUGCUAACAAUUCACAGAUUCCUGAGCUUAUAACCACCAAGUGAACUGAUUCAGAGUUUGCUGCGUUCCUGUUCCCACUAUGCUAAUUCUGAUUCUGUACCCCACUGAAUAAUCCCAAAGCUCAAUGACCCUUAAGACUUGAAACAAUCAAUUUAAGAACUGUUCCCACAGGACUCAAGAGCACCUAUAUUGUCCCCCAAAUGCCUAUAUACACGGGUAUGCUGUGGGAACUAUUUGCUCAAGACCUAGGAAUGCUCGUGUUGGGAUCUACCCUCUUUGUGGUUUUUAGUGCAUAUAAGCUCUACCCCUGCCCCAGAUUGAGAAUCCCCUCAGCUUCUGUUUGCAAACAUGCCUUCCUCACUCUGAAACUAAUUAAACUGCUACUUGAUUCCUGUCA